Molecule: messenger RNA, 1522 nt
Organism: Girardinichthys multiradiatus
Lineage: Eukaryota; Metazoa; Chordata; Actinopteri; Cyprinodontiformes; Goodeidae
Gene: mrps11
Product: mitochondrial ribosomal protein S11
Exons: 6
Coding region: 244-828 (194 amino acids)
Biological process (GO): translation; ribosomal small subunit assembly; maturation of SSU-rRNA from tricistronic rRNA transcript (SSU-rRNA, 5.8S rRNA, LSU-rRNA)
Cellular component (GO): mitochondrial small ribosomal subunit; ribosome
Molecular function (GO): mRNA 5'-UTR binding; small ribosomal subunit rRNA binding; structural constituent of ribosome
Source: RefSeq, a predicted model, not a curated record
CUUUCUCUUCUAAAAACAAAAAUACAAAAUGAAAGAGUAAAAAGGAAUAUAACUUCAUGGUUAAUAUUAACUUAGUUUUAGAAAAGAAAACACGUUGUUUACCGCCUGGGUGGAAUACGGAUAUCGACACAGUUUUCACGAGUCCCCGCCUUUUCCCCCGGUUAAUGGUCUCGUCCUUCACCGUCACCUUCAAUGUCACGCUGCUUCAGACGAACAAUAAACGCGUUAUUCUAGACGGGAACCAUGUUUAGUUUCAGGUGUGUGUUUAAUUCUGUGAGCACUUUAUGCCGACAGCUGGUCACCCCGCUGACUGCCAACGGGACAGUCUCACAGUGUGGAAGCAGAUGGCUGCCGCUGCAGAGAACGUUGUUGAGCAGCGCUGUGAGACAUCAGGAGGCAGAAGCUAACUCCGGGAAAGACUUCAGCUAUCUUCCUCCGUUGCCUGGUCAAGACAGCGCUCUGAGAUGGGCUGGGAAAAAGUUUGAAGAGUUGCCGAUUGUUCACAUAAAGGCAACAUACAACAACACACACAUCCAGCUGACAGACAGCGCAGGACAAUCUUUGGUCCGGACGUCCUGUGGCACAGAGGGCUUUAAGAACAUCAAGAAGUCGACGCCCAUCGCCGCUCAGACUGCAGGCAUCUCUGCUGCCGUGAAAGCCACAGCAAAGGGAGUUACGUUUGUUCGGGUUGUGGUCAAAGGUCUCGGUCCUGGACGUCUGUCUGCAAUCAAAGGCUUGACGAUGGGAGGCCUGGAGGUGGUAUCGAUCACUGACAACACCCCCGUGCCUCACAACGGAUGUCGCCCACGCAAAGCCAGAAGGAUGUGACAUCUGACUCGUACUAUGCUAAUAAAGUGUUUAGUUAUGCAACUCUGCAGGCUCUGAGCUGACUUUGUAUGUAUUGGGUUCCACGGACAUGAUUGCAGAUGUUAUUAAUGAGCAGUCUGCUGUUUAUGUUGACUCAUGCAUAAACCUUCAGCCUCACUGCAGAGAGUUUCAUUUGCUUUGGUUUCCACACAGCAGAAAAGCAGCAAUGAGUUAAGGCGUUUACCGAGAGAUGCAGGAACAACCAUGAAGCUGCAGUGUUCAGUGCUAAUGGACUGUUUUCCAUACAUUUUGUUGAGUAUUUAAUUUUGGUCUGUCUACAUGGAUUUAAGUGUAUUUUUCCAUUUCCUGUUGUAAAUAUUGCAUUUACCAAACUGUUCAGAGUUCAGUUCUUUGUACAAACACUCGGGGGGGGGGGGAUGUAAGUUACAACCUUGGUACAACUUUCUUUUGGCACAACCAUUGAUGCUCAGCUAGUUUGGAUGGGAUCAGUGGAGAGCCAAAUCAAACAUUCACCACACCUUGAUAUCCUGGCCACCUCCUGAUGUAUCCUUCAACAGAUCAAUGCCUUGAUGCAGUUCAGUCUUCAUAUCAGCUGUACAGCAGGAGAAUAAUGUAAAGCAGCUCAGCUGGCAGCAUUAAUUAGUAACACAGCCUGAAGCUAAGGAUUUUAUUUGAAAUAAAACAUAUUGUCUAA